AUGGAUACCGGAGGUAAUGCCUUACCAUCUGGAGCAGAUGGAAAGAAGAGAAAAGUGUCCUACUACUACGAUCCAGAGGUUGGAAAUUAUUACUAUGGGCAAUUUCACCCAAUGAAGCCACACAGGAUGAGGAUUACUCAUACUCUCCUCGCGCAUUAUGGAUUACUCCAAAAUAUGACUGUUUUGAGGCCAAAUCCUGCUCGAGAGAGAGAUAUUUGCAGGUUUCAUGCAGACGAUUAUGUCAAGUUCUUGAAAACGGUCACCCCAGAGACACAGCAGGAUUACAUGAUGCAAUUGAGAAGAUUUAAUGUUGGUGAUGACUGCCCUGUAUUUCAUGGUCUUUACUCCUUCUGUCAAACUUAUGCCGGAGGUUCUAUUGGUGGAGCGGUCAAGUUAAACCAUAAAAAGUGUGACAUUGCAAUAAAUUGGGCUGGUGGAUUGCACCAUGCAAAGAAAUGUGAGGCUUCCGGUUUCUGCUAUGUGAAUGACAUUGUUCUUGCAAUUUUGGAACUCCUCAAAUAUCACGAGGCAGAUGAAGAUGAAGAUGAUAAAAUGGAAGAAAAAGGUCCUGAUUCUGAUGUUUAUGUUGAGAGUGAAAGCAAUUCUAUACCUAACAGAGUGAGGAUGAAAUCUGUUGAACCUGAAGAGAACGAUAAGGAUGAUAUGAAAGUUUAUGAGCACACUAGAGAGGUGGGCUCAUCAUCUGUUGAGAUGACAUGCUUGGAGGGUUCUAUUUCAGCUGAAGAAGUAAUAGAUGCACCACAUGAUAAAGUUGAGCAGCCAAAUUCAAAGAACCUGCAUGAUCAGCAUGAUGAAAUGGAACAAGAUUAA
Messenger RNA from Fraxinus pennsylvanica, 831 nucleotides. The record is from the annotation of a GenBank genome assembly. NCBI's taxonomy places the organism in Eukaryota, Viridiplantae, Streptophyta, Magnoliopsida, Lamiales, Oleaceae.